Molecule: messenger RNA, 1893 nt
Organism: Haliotis rufescens (red abalone)
Lineage: Eukaryota; Metazoa; Mollusca; Gastropoda; Lepetellida; Haliotidae
Product: transmembrane emp24 domain-containing protein eca-like
Exons: 5
Coding region: 35-682 (215 amino acids)
Biological process (GO): intracellular protein transport; Golgi organization; endoplasmic reticulum to Golgi vesicle-mediated transport
Cellular component (GO): COPII-coated ER to Golgi transport vesicle; endoplasmic reticulum-Golgi intermediate compartment; endoplasmic reticulum
Source: RefSeq, a predicted model, not a curated record
UCAACCUCAUUCAACUUCCGUUCCAAGUGGCAAGAUGGCGUGCACGUCGUAUUUUCUGGUUUCUCUUGCAACAUUUUCAGUUGUUUCAGGCUUAUAUUUUCACAUUGGUGAAACAGAAAAGAAAUGUUUCAUAGAAGAAAUUCCGGAUGAAACAAUGGUUGUUGGAAGGUACAAAGUUGAAAUCUUUGAUAGAAAUGUAAAUGACUAUGUCCCGACAGUCUACGGCCUAGGGAUGCAUGUAGAAAUUAGGGACCCGGAAGAUAAAGUUGUCCUGUCAAGGACAUAUGCUGCUGAGGGUCGGUUCACCUUCACCUCACACUCAGCAGGGGAGCACGUGGUUUGUCUCCACUCCAACUCUACAGCCUGGUUCUCUGCUGGACAACUGCGUGUGCACCUGGACGUGCAAGUGGGAGAGCAUGCAGUCGACUACCAGCAGAUCCAGGCCAAGGACAAACUAAGUGAGCUUCAGCUGCGUGUGAGGCAGCUCCUGGACCAGGUGGAGCAGAUCACCAAGGAGCAGAACUAUCAGAGGUACCGAGAGGAGAGGUUCCGAUCUACCAGCGAGAGCACCAACCAGAGAGUACUAUGGUGGUCCAUUGCCCAAACACUCAUCCUCCUUGUAACAGGCUUCUGGCAAAUGAGACAUUUAAAGAGCUUCUUUGAGGCUAAGAAGUUAGUUUAAUUAAUACAAAUGUCAUGGGCACAGUUAGUGAGAAAAGAGAAUAAAAACCCACAGAACAGUAAUAAAGAUAAUAGUUUAGCAAAGACGUUUGCGUUUUAGUGACAGUGAAAGAGCUUUGACUUUUAGCCACCAGUCUCUGACCUGAGUGCAAGAGUUACUUCCCUUAGUCCAUUUCACAGUUGUCCAUUCAUUAAAAAGCUUCCGUUUUCCCCCAGUUAUGAUUAUCAUGAUUAUAUCAUUCCAUUGUCAUGACGAAUGUUACUUUCACUGACUGUGUCCAUAAUAACUGCCUUACAUUCAUGGAAACGUGUUGAAUGCCUGGCUGUCUGAGAGAUCAUCUGGAGUAAUUGGUGGAUGUUUGGGAAUGAAUGAAUGUUGUUUUCUUCAAGGUUUAAGAAAUAUAUGCACAUGUUUUAUUUAAAUAUUAUGUACAGUACUUUCAGGUAUUUUAUUUGGAUUAUGUUCCUGGUAAUCCGUUGAGUGUUUUCGUGUUUCGUGCUGCUUGUUCUGUCUAGCUUGGUAAAUAUAAAUAGUAAUAUGGAAGUAGGUACUGUAUCUGACUGUACAUAAGUUGGGUAGUGGAGUGUUUGUGGGGGAUCGGGAAAGUCAUCAUUGAAUCUGUCAGUCAAAAACUGCAAACAUGAUAUAGAUGUAAUCAUUGUAAAAACUCUCCCCAACUGUUGUUAUUUUGUUGAAAAUGAAUUGAAAUUUCAUUUUAUUGUAAUUAUAUAAAGGAGUGUUACAAUUCUUUUGUGGACAUUUUUUCGUAUUUGCACCGUUGACUCAGGAUUGACGUUUUGAACCAGCGAAGGCAUGUUUAAAUUGUUUGAAUCAGCCCUCAAUUCCCGAUCAUUUAGGUGAAGAAAUACUUAAGCCGUCGUCAUCCAUGCAGAAGACUGCAACAGAUCUGAAUUGAAAGUUGAUCAUGCAAGAAGUGAAAUUUUGAAAAACCCUAGUCACUGAAUGAAUGAUACGGGAAUGACAUCAGCAGAAUUGAUAUUUUCAAUAGUCAUAAUUUACAACUAGCAUGACUGAGAAAUGGGGCUGCUCUUUUGGUUGGCUGCAAGAAAUUACUGAUUAUCAAUUUGUGUGAUAUGCUAAGCCUUGUGACCCGUCAAGACAGCAUGACGCUUUAUUUGUCUGUCGUAUUCAGAUACUAGGUCAGUGAUGUAAUUAUCUUGGUAACUAUAAUAAAUAUGUUUUAUGAAAAA